AUGUCCCAAUGGGUCCUGGCUUUCGCCAUAGUCAAUUUUGAUCUGGAUCUCGGUCCUGUUGUUUGCGGGGUACACCCACCCUUGUAUUUGGCCCCCUCAGAGAAAGAAAACAUUGCUUUCUCAUCCUUCCCGGAUUCCUUACAAUUCGAACAAGGAUCAGAAGUGCAUUCUUUUCGCAUACGAGAUCUCGGCGCAUCAGACAAAGGCAUCGAUGCAGACACUAACAGCAAACCAGAUAGCAUUGAUGGAUACCUUUAUGGAUAUUCGCACUUUUCCCAGAGAAAAGACAACACCUCGAAGCGAGGAUACCAACAGACUUCUCUAGUGCUUCUCUCGCACCUACAGUACCCUGCACUCUUUACCACCCUAAUUAUGAAACUCGGGCCCUUGUUCCUGACCCAUGGUGUACCUAUGCUGGAAACGGCCUGUCAUAAUAUUGCCAACUGGUGCAGCCCAUCACCCGGUUUGACCGCUGAGCUAGGAUUUCUUGGCUCAGUCCUCCAUGUCGAGUUGCCGAUGACUGCAGAUACUCAGCAAUUGACAGAGACUGCAUCAUUUCGAGAGAAAUUCGACCCCACUUUGCAUCUAUUGUCUUCUAUAGCUCCACUUGAGCCGCCUCCAAUAUCCAUAUUCGAGGCCUCCUUGUCACAUUUAUGGUCCAUAUGGGAGUGCCUGAUUCUUUGCGAGCCGAUCUUGGUAUUUGGAUCUUCGCCCGCAGCCACGAGUCAAGCAGUUUGGUGGCUCAGGGAUCUGUUACGUCCUAUACCUCUUGCGAACGAUUUUCGUCCUUACUUUACCAUUCAUGACAAGGAUCACUCGCUUCUGGUCAAUAAACUCCCACCUAAAACUGGCCUUAUCUUGGGUGUGACCAAUCCAUUCUUCCAGAAGUCCUGUGCCCAUUGGCCUCACGUCUUGAGCGUAGGGCUGAAAGCAAGUCCGCGCCGUCAGGGGAAUGCGACGAUUAUCGCAGGGCCGCCGCCUGGAUGGUGUACUAAAACUCACCGGCGAUACAUUUCCAAAGACCGUCAAUUAUUGAAGGCUAUCGAAAAAGCUUGCCAUGCAAGUGUCCAAGACAGGAUGCACGCAUCAUUAGACCUGAGAAGACAUUUUUUUCCGCUGAACAGAUACCUCAAUACUCUGAUACCUACUCCGACGGAACGCACCACUGUCUCGGAUUGUCGACGCCUAAAGCCAUUUAGCACUGUCGACUUUUUCUCUUCGCUUAAGGCGAAUGGGUGCCCUCUACCGUUUAAGUCUGCGACUAAGCGAAGGGAAUUUUACGAAAGGUGGCUGAAGACGCCAGCAUUUGGGUUGUGGUUGGCUCAGCAAGAGGAAGUAGUGCAUAGAACGCUGCAGGACAAAUGGGCUGGCUGA
Suillus clintonianus is the source of this 1374-nucleotide messenger RNA. RefSeq lists its product as uncharacterized. Gene Ontology annotation, cellular component: recycling endosome. The transcript is spliced from 10 exons. NCBI's taxonomy places the organism in Eukaryota, Fungi, Basidiomycota, Agaricomycetes, Boletales, Suillaceae. The coding region runs from base 1 to 1374 and encodes 457 amino acids. Gene Ontology annotation, molecular function: guanyl-nucleotide exchange factor activity. The record is from RefSeq and is a predicted model, not a curated record.